Symbiodinium necroappetens is the source of this 297-nucleotide messenger RNA. The record is from the annotation of a GenBank genome assembly. Lineage: Eukaryota; Dinophyceae; Suessiales; Symbiodiniaceae.
GAGCUUCCUCUGUUUCUGAUCCACACCGUCUCGGCUUCGCAGACGGGGAUUCGGCGGAACCUCAUGGAGUGCCUGAUAGUCAGAAAGAUAGGGGAUCCUCCUCUGGCUUAUACCUCCGUGUCGGAGAACAACAAUGGAUGGGCCUUUACACUCCGCGAGUUGAUGCAGUACGCCGGCAACGUGACCUUGGACGAUUUCAAUGAAGGAAAUGUGGUUCCGGUAAGGCCUGGCACGAAGAUUCGCUACCGCCACACGGGUUUCAUCCUGACCCUGCGGUUCCGCUAUUGGAAUUACCAG